AUGCAGCUGGUGCAACUUUCUGUCCUCUUCCUUGUGCUGACUCACUUCUGCUGGGGUCAGUACACAAUGGUCACUCGGUCUCAGGUCGUCAUGGCGCCCGUGGGCAGUGACAUCACCCUGCCCUGUCAUGUGGAGCCUGCUGCAGACCUCAGGGAGCAGGUGGUGGAGUGGGCGAGACUGGACCUGACUCCACCAUACGUCCACAUCAGACGUGACGGUCUGGACCUCCUCAUAAACCAGAACCCACUGUAUCUGGGCCGGACGGCUCUGUCCGAGUGCUGGCUGCAGAAGGGAGACCUCUCAUUGAGCCUGUCCCGAGUGAAGCUCAGUGAUGAGGGGACGUACCGCUGUUUCUUGCCCCGAACCAACACUGAGGCUCAGGUCACUCUGCGGGUCGUGUCCGUGGCCCCACUCUCGAUCAGUGUGGAGAAGGAUCCCUCAGGGUCAGUGGUGCUGAGGUGUGAGUCCGUGGGCUGGUCCCCGGAGCCAGAGCUGCAGUGGCUGGACUCAGAGGGGACGGUGGUUCUGAGGGCGGAGGCUCAGAGAGGCAGUGAUGAUCUGUUCUCUGUGAGCAGCAGGCUGACAGUGCAGCAGACUCAGGGUAACACAUUUACCUGCAGAGUACAGCAUCAGCCGAGCGGAGCGAGCAGAGAGGCCCGGCUCCACAUCAGCGGUGAGUCCUCUCUCCACAGGUUUGUGUUUCUGUGGCCGAUGAUUUUAAAGAAAAAGGUUUAA
This is a messenger RNA of Knipowitschia caucasica, 735 nucleotides long. Lineage: Eukaryota; Metazoa; Chordata; Actinopteri; Gobiiformes; Gobiidae. The record is from the annotation of a GenBank genome assembly.